AUGAUGGCUGGCAGCAGUAGCCGAAUGGACUCGAGUCUCCCUACACAACCUAACCUAAGAGUGACCAUAAUCGCGGCGGAUGGGCUAUACAAGCGUGAUGUUUUCAAAUUUCCGGAUCCGUUUGCUGUGGCGACUCUCGGCGGCGAGCAGACUAAGACGACGAGCGUCAUAAAAAGGACCCUCAAUCCCUACUGGAACGAAAGUUUUGACAUGCGGGCAAAUGAAGACAGCAUUCUAGCCGUGCAGAUAUUCGACCAGAAGAAGUUCAAGAAAAAAGAUCAGGGAUUCCUGGGCGUAAUAAAUGUUCGUAUUGGAGAUGUCCUAGAUUUCUCAUCAAAUCAAGACGAGAUGUUAACAAGAGACCUCAAAAAGUCUACCGAUAAUUUAGUCGUUCAUGGGCAAUUAAUCAUCAGCCUUUCGACAAACCUAACAGAACCACCUAGAAAUAAUCUACCUGCUCCCAGUCCCAGACCUACGUCCUUAAACAUUUCCCAAACACUUGCACCCCUCAAUUCAAUGGGAUUGCCUCUUUCUGCCCAUGCAACGGGCUCCGCUACAACGCCGGCAUCAAAUGCACUUCCGAGUAGUUCAACUGCUAGUCUUUUGACUACUCCUGGUGCCUCUAGCUCUACCUCUGGCGCUCAAUCUAAUACAACGACGGUUACCCGGCCGGCCGGUACGUUCAGUUCUUUUGAAGACGCUCAAGGAAGGCUUCCUGCAGGCUGGGAAAGAAGAGAGGAUAACCUAGGGCGAACGUACUACGUAGAUCAUAAUACGCGAUCCACCAGCUGGAAUAGGCCGGUCGCAGGAGGCACGGCAGAAACCCAGCGUACUGAGCGAGAUGCAAAUACUCAGGUCGAACGCCAAAGGCAUCAGAACCGAACUCUACCAGAGGAACGUGCUGGUGCCAGCUCACCUAGCAAUGCCGUCUCUACCCCUUCAUCUGGUGGUGCCAGUCCAGCAAAUGCGGCUACAAUGUUGGCGACUGGAGCAACAACUGCUGGCACUGGAGAGUUGCCUCCAUUAUGGGAACAGAGACAUACUCCUGAAGGCCGCCCAUACUUUGUAGACCACAAUACCAGAACUACAACUUGGGUCGAUCCUCGGAGGCAACAGUAUAUACGAAUGUAUGGAGGUCCUAAUACUAAUAAUGGCGGCAUACAACAGCAACCAGUCUCUCAACUUGGACCACUUCCUAGCGGAUGGGAGAUGAGACUCACAAACACGGCUCGCGUAUAUUUUGUAGACCAUAAUACUAAAACCACAACAUGGGAUGAUCCACGACUUCCCUCUUCUCUGGAUCAAAACGUUCCACAGUACAAGCGUGAUUUUAGGCGUAAGCUUAUCUACUUUAGAUCACAGCCAGCGCUCCGUAUACUAUCAGGGCAGUGCCAUGUCAAAAUCCGAAGAUCUCAUAUAUUCGAAGACUCUUACGCUGAGAUAAUGCGCCAGUCAGCAACUGACCUGAAGAAACGGUUGAUGAUAAAAUUUGACGGCGAGGAUGGGCUAGAUUAUGGUGGUUUAUCUAGAGAAUUUUUCUUCCUAUUGUCUCACGAAAUGUUUAACCCAUUCUACUGUUUGUUCGAAUACUCUGCACAUGACAACUAUACCCUCCAAAUCAACCCCCACUCUGGAAUCAAUCCAGAGCAUCUGAAUUACUUCAAAUUUAUCGGCCGUGUAGUCGGCCUCGCAAUUUUCCAUCGACGGUUUUUGGACGCAUUCUUUAUCGGAGCUUUGUACAAAAUGAUGCUCAACAAAGCCGUAGCCCUCUCAGACAUGGAAGGAGUUGAUGCAGACUUUCAUCGAAGUCUCCAGUGGAUGCUGAACAAUCCAAUCGAAGGAGUCUUGGAACAGACUUUUUCCACGGAAGACGAACGCUUUGGCCAAACAACCAUCGAAGACCUCAAGCCAGGUGGAAGAGAUAUUGAUGUAACCGAUGUCAAUAAGAAAGAAUACGUCGACAUGAUGGUUAAAUGGAGAAUUCAAAAGCGAAUUGAUGAGCAGUUCCAAGCUUUCAUAACUGGCUUUCACGAGCUCAUACCAGCAGAGCUAGUAAAUGUUUUCGAUGAGCGAGAAUUAGAGCUACUUAUCGGUGGUAUUGCAGAGAUAGAUGUUGAAGAUUGGAAAAAACACACAGAUUAUAGGGGAUACACCGAAUCAGACGAAGUAAUUAAAUUCUUCUGGCAGACCAUUAGGAGCUGGGAUGGUGAACAGAAGUCCAGACUAUUACAGUUUGCGACAGGAACAUCGCGAAUCCCAGUGAAUGGGUUUAAGGAUCUACAAGGAAGUGAUGGACCGAGGCGCUUUACUAUUGAGAAAGCUGGUGAGAUCAAUAACUUACCAAAAUCACAUACAUGCUUUAACCGGCUCGAUUUGCCUCCAUACAAGAGUCUUGAAACCUUACAAGCCAAAUUGACGAUGGCUGUCGAAGAAACCAUGGGUUUUGGACAGGAGUAA
Molecule: messenger RNA, 2457 nt
Organism: Blumeria graminis f. sp. triticale
Lineage: Eukaryota; Fungi; Ascomycota; Leotiomycetes; Helotiales; Erysiphaceae
Source: the annotation of a GenBank genome assembly